GACGCAUGCUUUCUUUUCUAGGAGAUAGGAAGAGGGCUGGGGUGUCAUAUAUGUAGGGUGUCCGGUAAACUGUCCACCCUUCAGCAAUUUAAUGCACGCCUAUUUGUGUGCAAAUGACAUGUUUCGACUGCACUUUCAAUACAGAUCAUAGAAUACCACAAGCCUAAAUUUGGAGUAUUUGGUUUCUCAUUUUUUAGUUCCUGUGAGGUGCUGGAUGUGAACAGUCACUGCUGGUAGCCUUUCGGAAGCAUGUGCAAUGAUACAUGUAUCACUUUCAGUGCAAUGUCCACCAUCGGUCUCCCUGUACUUUAUGGGCUGAUGUUAUUACCAAGCGCUUCUGGAAACCUCAUCUCCCUGUGGAUUUUUAGCAGACUAGGACGCAGAUCGUCAACGCACAUAUAUCUCAUAAAUCUUGCCAUUUCCAACAUGGUUGUGACUAGUGGCAUGCCCUUCCAAAUUUCUUUUUAUGCAUAUGCACUUUACUUGCCAUACAAGUCUAAAGUAUGUACCAUUGUACUGCAAACCACAAACAUUCUGACACACUGCAGCAUGUGCGUUAGCAUCACCAUUUUCUGCUGGAUCGCCAUCAGCCGAUACGCUACUCUUGUGCGAUACAAACAACGGGCACAGGACACAUCUUCAUAUGAAAAAAUCAUGUUCGGCCAAAUACUAAAAGCUUUUCGGAACCCUAAAAUCGCUGGUUAUCUGUGUUUCUGCGUGUGGAUCGCUUAUUUGCUCCCAACGUUUGCAUUGUUCUUAUUUAAAAAUUAUUCUGAAGGAGACAACUGCUGCUCCUAUGAAGCUGAAUUUGGUCAAGAAAGGUCGCAGAUCUCUUCGGUUACACAGUCGACAUGUUUCUUCUUGUUUUUCUUCAUUGUGUUACUGUUUUAUGGGUUCUUUAUCAAGCAUAUAAAAAAGCUACAAACCAACAGCUGUAUAGAUGAAAAGCAUUUAGUUCACCAAAGGGUAAAAAAAAAUCUUGCUGUGAUAAUGGUUUUACUUCUGGUCACUUUUGCUCCUUACCAUCUGAUCAAAUUUUUCCUUGUGGGACAAUACUACUCAGGGGAAUGCCAAGAGCUGAGAGUACUGACGGAAAUUAAAAACUACUGCCUUUGCCUAGCCGAGUUCAGAAGUUGUACCGACCCCAUCGUUUAUUUUUGCUUAGACGAGUCUUUUCAGAAGACUAUCCAACGUUUCCUUCAAAGAAAUGCCACCGGUGAAAAGGAGGAUUCAAAUAUGAACAGACUUACAAAUACACAAACCCCAACCGUGACGGGGAGAGUUAUGCCCACUACAGCUAUUGAAAGCUGCGGCUGAAAACUGUUAAAAAGCAUAGAUCUAUAAAGGAUUUGGAGAUCCAGUUAAAGUGUACCUGUGCCCAGUCUAUGGUCAUUAACCACUUCAUUACCGGGCACUUUCACCCCCUUGUUGCCCAAGCCAAAACUCCGCUUUCAGCGCGGUAGCAUUUUGAAUGAAAAUUGCGCAGUCAUGCAACACUGUACCCAUAUGACAUUUUGAGACAUAUAGAGCUAUA
Rana temporaria (common frog) is the source of this 1534-nucleotide messenger RNA. RefSeq names its product G protein-coupled receptor 82 (gene GPR82). NCBI's taxonomy places the organism in Eukaryota, Metazoa, Chordata, Amphibia, Anura, Ranidae. Gene Ontology annotation, cellular component: membrane. Gene Ontology annotation, biological process: G protein-coupled receptor signaling pathway. The record is from RefSeq and is a predicted model, not a curated record. Gene Ontology annotation, molecular function: G protein-coupled receptor activity.